Aureobasidium vineae is the source of this 1785-nucleotide messenger RNA. Lineage: Eukaryota; Fungi; Ascomycota; Dothideomycetes; Dothideales; Saccotheciaceae. The record is from the annotation of a GenBank genome assembly.
AUGGAUUAUUCUUCGGCCAUAGCCAACGACGCGGGCCGUGACCCAUGGGCCUCGUCGCCCCAGCACGAUCGGACCAUGUUCCACCAGGCCAACAACAACCACGACGUGCCGCCUAGCAACUCGCUGUCGCACCAGCCUCCGGCUCCUGAUGCCGACGACGAACACCAUGACGAGGACUCCCAAUUGCCUGCUCANACACAAUCAGUAUUCCUCGCAACAGCCUCAACCGCAGUCCUACGACAACAACUCGACCCGAUCAGAGCCUCAGCGCUACCACCACGCUCGUCCGCAACACCCCCUCAGCAGCUCAGCCAUCAACAGCUACCGCCCCAAAACUACCAGCAACAGCAACAACAGCAGCAGCAACAGCCGCAGCAACCGCGAAAACAGUACAAGCUUCAGGCCAAGAUUACUGCCUUGGAGCGCACCGGUCGCAAGGAUCCCGUCUUGCGCUUCGACGUCUAUACCAACUUGCCCAAGUUCCGUACCACCCAAUUCCGCGAUGUGCGACGCACCCAUUCCGAGUUUGUCAAGUUUGCCGACCAUCUCAUCUCGUCAAACCCCGAGGCUUUCGUACCUGCCGUUCCUCCUCCGCUCACUGCUGCUGGUGUUGGUACCGAAGAGGAUGAGGUGCGAGUCAAAACUUCGAUGCAGCGCUGGUUGAACACAGUCUGCUCCAACCAUGUUCUUAUGCGUGACGAGGAGAUGGUCUUCUUUGUCGAGAGCGAUUUCGGCUACAGCCCUGUUGUCAGGCGCAAGCAACCUGCUACGGGUGUUCGUCGCAAGUACAUCAAGCAGUUUGCUCCUCCCCCUGAUGAUACUCCUGAGCUUCUUGAGGCCCGUCCCAUCGUCAAGUCCUUCUAUCUUGGAACCAUGGAUCUUGGCCAGAAGGUUGACAAGGUUGUAAAGUCGCGCAGAGAAUCCGAUUUCGGUGUCAAGAUGGGCCACAUGCAGGUCCAGGAAACACAUGCAGGCCUGGCCAAUGCCUACAAGAAGCUAGGCAAGGUCAUACAGGCCGUUGGAGACUUCCACGCUGCUCAAGGUACUGCCGAAGCCACCACUCUUGCCGACCCCUUGCAGUACCACUCCAGCGAUGCUUUCAUUGUCAAGGAAACCCUUACCAACCGUCACAUUCUCUUGCGCGAGCUUAUCCAAGCGCAACAAUCUACUCGCAGCAAGACAAGCGCUGUUGACCGACUGAAGUCUUCCACUUCGGUCAAGCGCGACAAGGUCGACGAAGCUCUCGCCGCCCUCGAGGAAGCCCGGGCUCAAGAGUCUCACCUCAAGGAAAAGACAGAUCGCGUGACCGAGAAUCUCGUCCACGAACGUCGCGCCUGGGCCGCUCGCACAACCUCUGAUCUCCGCGCUGCUAUUCGCGAAUACGUCAUGCGCGAGAUUGAGGCAGAACGCCGUACCUUGGCCACGCUCGAGCAGGUCCGCCCAGACGUCCGCAACAUUGACGCUUCAGGCGGUCUCUCACGUCUCGGUCGUGAAGCCCACCCCGUGGUCCGCCGCACUAGUCUUGCCAGCAGCCAGGGGCCCAAGGGCGACGCUUGGAGCGGUGUCCCACGCAGACCCGAUGGCCUGAACCGCAGCAUCAGCGGCAGCUUCGCCGGCACAGGCACUGUUCCCGAAGACGCAGAGGCCGAGCAAGCCGAAGAGGCCACGACGGGCAGGAAGCGAGCCACUAGUAGUGCGAGCAGUCUGGGCCGUUUGGAGGAAGACGACGAAGAUAGAAUCGACGCAAGGAAUGCUGCCAGUCGACUUGCACAGACGACGUUCUAA